Messenger RNA from Monodelphis domestica (gray short-tailed opossum), 2130 nucleotides. RefSeq names its product cannabinoid receptor interacting protein 1 (gene CNRIP1). NCBI's taxonomy places the organism in Eukaryota, Metazoa, Chordata, Mammalia, Didelphimorphia, Didelphidae. Gene Ontology annotation, molecular function: type 1 cannabinoid receptor binding. Gene Ontology annotation, biological process: negative regulation of signaling receptor activity. Gene Ontology annotation, cellular component: plasma membrane. The record is from RefSeq and is a predicted model, not a curated record.
GUUUCCUGUCUCACUGUCUACACACAGGAACAAACAGUACUCCACUUGGAACCAUUCUAUAUUUUCUCAUGAGGACAAUCGUGCCAGAUUGGGAUGCGGGCUCUCUGUAAACAAAUCUUGGGUAUUGAACGUGGUGCCUGAGCAAGGACUUCGGUUUCUCCAGGGCCCAUUCGUGCCAAUCCUUAGAGGCAUUUUUAGGCUUAGCAUCUCUUUCCCUUUCCUUAGGGGAAUGGAGAGGAUGGGGAGAAGGGGGAGGGGAAAGAGGAAAGGGAGGAAGAAAGCUCCAUCUCCUCAAGCCCGGGAGGCUAUUUGGCAGAGGGAGGAGUUUGCCUUUCCUUUUCUCCCUCCCCCUAGGAAGGGGAUUAUGGUGUGGUAAUCAGGCUUAACUCUCUCCGCCCUGGCUGCCAUUUGACCCGCUCUGCAGUCCGCUGACGGCAGCUGUUGAGGGGCUUGGGGGAAUGGAGGAGAAACAUCUGGCACGGGAGUGGUCUCUUGCAUUGGCCUCCUUGCUGUGGGCGAGGGGAAUUUUCAAAGCCGGGACCAACGCUGGUUCCUAGCUAGCUAUUUGCAGUCUUUUCUCCUUCCCCUCCCUCCGCUUCCUCUCCGCCCACCGCGGUCUUGCAGUUGGGCCCGCAGCCACCUCUCUCUCCCCCUCCCACCCCAACGCCAGCAUCCCCAGGCCUUGGUGCUCAGCCAUGGGGGACCUCCCGAGUCUCGUGCGCUUCUCCAUCGCCCUCCGGAUCCAGCCUAACGAUGGCCCCGUCUUCUUCAAAGUGGACGGGCAACGCUUCGGGCAGAAUCGGACCAUCAAACUGCUCACUGGUUCCUCUUACAAGGUGGAGGUGAAGAUCAAGCCCACCACUCUCCAAGUGAAGGACAUGACCAUUGGUGGUGUACUUGUCCCAUUAGAGCUGAAAUCCAAAGAGCCUGAUGGGGACCGAAUUGUUUACACAGGGAUAUAUGACACUGAAGGCGUGACCCCAACCAAAAGUGGGGAACGACAACCCAUCCAGAUCACCAUGCCUUUCAAUGAUAUUGGGACCUUUGAGACCGUGUGGCAAGUCAAGUUUUACAAUUACCACAAACGGGAUCAUUGCCAGUGGGGAAGCCCCUUCUCUGUCAUUGAGUAUGAGUGCAAGCCCAAUGAGACGCGCAGCUUGAUGUGGGUGAACAAGGAAUCUUUCUUGUGAACAUAAGCCUGAUAUUGCUGGACAAUCUCUUCAGAAAUCUACCUUAACAAAAUUGAACCCACAACCAGCACAAGCCUUAAUUAAGGCCUACUUUGACUGCUGCUCUCUCUCAUUGGAUACUGGUAACACAUGAGUCUCAAACUUUUUGGAGGUAUAAUCCUCCCCUGAUGCAAGCCCCUUCCCCUCUUGUUGCAGAUCGUGAGGCAACAUCCCUGACAAAACAACACCUUUCUCUAUUUUGCAUCUAUGUACUUGCCCCCAAGGUACUUGGUCAUACCAUUGACUGCCUCUGGCGAUCGCCAAGCAGAAAUGCAAGUUAGAUGUUGUGUAUUUAAGUGGUUCUGUGGACUGUUGUGUUUCUUGUUUCCAAGUUGAAUGACUUCUUCCUUUCUAUUCAGUGUUGUAAAUUGUGUUUGGACCUUAUUCACCAUGUGGAAUUUGGUAACAUGUACCCCUUGCUGCUUUAGACUCUGGAGGGAUUUUUCAAAGCAGGCUCUUUGGAAAGGUAUGAACUACAACAAGCAAUAACUAAAGUGGUUUGCUAGGCAGAGUCCCUUAUUUGUAUCUUGGCUUUGUGGAAGUGGGCUUGCAGAUAGAUAGCAUUUUUCCUUUUUUUUUUCUCAGAUGUAAAAUGAGAUGGCCAAAAUGGAAGGAACCUCAGAGAGAGCCUAGUUCUAUAACUAGGCUCCUAUAAGUAACUAAAAUCUAAUCCAACUACUUCUGUGUGGGGAUUAAGAGAUUGUCAAAACUCUGCUUUUUGCAAGCCAGUUUACCUGAAUUUUGUCAUAUUGCCCCUUAAGAAGUCCUGGUUAUAUUGCCUCUGUGGUUGAGACCUGCAUAUUAAUAGCAUCACUACAUUCCUCCCUCAUGUGAACUUUGUAAAACUAUAUAUGGAAUUGUAAUCAACUUUUGAUCUUUCUAAUAAAGGAAUUGGAAAGUA